ACAUGCUGAAGGCUUCUGCAAAGUAAACCCCGCAAGAGAAGAGAGAAGAAACCCCAUCCACAGGCUACCCAUGCUGGCAGACACACCGCCUGAAACGCCUACUCGCUUGUGUGGACAUUAAACUCUGCAGCGCAGCAGGAUGGAUCUUUUAGACCGCGGCUACCUGGACGCGCGGUCCCCUUAUGAUUACACCUUUAAUUUUUGGAACGACUACCUCGGUCUGUCGACUCUCGUCGCCAAAAACAAGCCCAACAACCCGUCCUGCAGCCCCAACUCCAUCACCGAGUCCCUCAAAGCGACCCUGGGGCUGGAGGACGACUCCCCGGUUUGCUCUUGCGUAAUUGGGCACGGCAGGGACGGCGACGGACACUUGGACUGCUGCUGCGCGGCUCCGGGCUCCCCUCCGAUCUCCAUUUACGAUCUCAAGGAGCACAUCUCGCUCCUGAGGCCGUACGAGCACCUUGCCGGCGAUUCCCAGCUGGGAGACAGAGAUUCUCCCUCCUACAGGGGAAGCUUCGCCGGCCUCGACCUGCUCUCCAUGGAGCGAAGGCGCAAACAGACUCAGAGGUGCAAGCCGGAGCCCAAAGUGUGCGUCUUCUGUCGGAAUAACGGCGCACCGGAGGAAGUUUACGGCACCCACAUCCUGAAGACGACGGACGGCAAGGUGCUGUGCCCCAUCCUGCGGGCAUACACCUGCCCCCUCUGCAGUGCCAACGGCGACAAUGCGCACACCAUCAAGUACUGCCCGCUUUCUAAGGACCAGCCGAGCCAGAGAGUGGCAAAGGGCGGCAGGGCGAUUGGCAAAAGGCUGAAGAUCUUCUAAACGAGGACGUGAAUGAAGUUUGAGUUGCACUGUCUGAAAUUACUAGUGUGUAUGGCAGUAAUGUUGCCCCAUUUCAUGCACAAGACAAGUCUGGAAAGAUUGUUUUUUUUCCUCUGUGUGUCACUGCUUCGUUUCUAAUGUCUAUACUGUAACUCUAUGGGCACAUAGUUUACACUUGGACGCAUUGCGCGCAAAUAUUCCUCCCCAGCACUCUUAAGGACUUGGUGAUCAAACAAAAAUGAACCAAAGUACUGUAAACAGAUCGACCUGUGAAUGACCACCUUCAUGCUGUAAUCAGAAGUUGCUGUGUUUUCUAGAAAAAGCAGCCCCAGUGCAUGUCAGCUCUGGCUUCAUGACAACAUAAAUGAAUAUGCAGCACUGAUGAUAUGAGGUGAAUGUUUUAGUCCCACAGUCCAUCGGCCCAGUGGAUGGAACAAGUCUGACAGGCCAUGCAAGAUGCAAGAUCUUUAUAUCCAGCACAUGUUUUCUUUUUUUUUUCCUGAGAUAAAGUUUUCUACCAAAGGAAUACACUUUUUGUAUUGAAACUUAGCCUAAAGGUAAAUUUCUGUAUGGUUUUUAUGUUGGAUGUCUUCUAUUCUUCAUGUGAUUUUAUGUGCAUAGCAUUUUACAGACUUCGACUGAAUGUACAACAGUGGAAGGUAGAUCUGACAUGCAGUUCUUCUACAUGCUCUUCGAGUUGCUCUGAGCUCUUUUAAUUCUCUGUCACGAGUUCAAAAACAAAAAAACCCAACAUGGAUUGAUUUGUUUUAUUCAUGUGGAAAUGUGCACCUGCAAUUCUUGUACAUGUACAAAUGAUUUUAGCAAUGAAAA
Molecule: messenger RNA, 1654 nt
Organism: Amphiprion ocellaris (clown anemonefish)
Lineage: Eukaryota; Metazoa; Chordata; Actinopteri; Pomacentridae
Product: nanos homolog 1-like
Exons: 1
Coding region: 140-823 (227 amino acids)
Biological process (GO): oogenesis; negative regulation of translation
Cellular component (GO): perinuclear region of cytoplasm
Molecular function (GO): mRNA binding; zinc ion binding
Source: RefSeq, a predicted model, not a curated record